UUUUCCUUUUAUCUUUUGGGUGAAUAUGAGGGUAUUGGGAAUGUUCUUGGUAUUCUUUAAUUGGGAAGUUUUUUCUCUUUUUUCUUUAUUUCUUUGAAGUUUCUAUUUUUGGAAAUUGUCUGUUGUUGUUUCUGUAAAUGGGACUUUAGCAAGACAAGCUGCAAGGAAUUCUAAUCGUCUAGUUGUGAAAAAUGUUUUUCUUUCCAAGAAAGUGAAAAAUGGGAUUUUGAGUUUUCAUAUUCCUCAUAGUAACACAUAACAUUAGUAUAUUUUUAAUUGGAAAUCAUCUAUAUAUUGAAGCUAGAUAAAACUAAUCUGCCCCCUUCUUGUUUCUACCUUAUUUGAGACAAAACCAAAAAUUACCAGCUAAAGAUAAGAAUUAAAGAUCAGAUAAGGGGAAAAAUGGUGUUUCCCCCGUUUAUCUGAUUGUCAAAACCCUAUGCCCUGUAACUUUUAAUGGGAAUAAGCAAUGGGGAAUGAUUGGUUGAGGUGUUGAAGAUAAGUACUGGUUGCUGGAUUUUUUUUUAUAUAUUUGAUGUCGGUUAAUAAGAUAUUCUCAUAUUUAUGAUAUCCAGUUUGGGGCCUCUUGUAAGAAUGAAUACAUAUUUUGCAUAAUUGCAGGUAUCAGUUAUGAUCAAUUGUGGGUUGGACCUCUGAUUCCUAGGCCAUCCUUAUUCUUGUUUCUACCAUGAAUUUCCUUUUGGCAAGAGAAGAUGCAGAGAAGCAUGCAGGCACUAAAUCAUGCUUCUAUUGCAACAAAGUGUUCAACAACUAUCGAGCUCUAGGUGGCCACCUUAGGAUUCAUCAGGAGGAUAAGACAUCAAGGACCUUGAAUUAUCCUGGUCGUUCCAGUAAUUCCAUGGACAUUACUAGGAACCCUCCUGUACUCCUACCAAACAGCCAACAGAACUCCUCGGGAGGGGGGAACAACCCAACUCCAUUCUCUAGAGCACCACCUGCAUUUGACUUCUCUAGGAUGUUCUACUCAAAUGAAAUAAACCAGGCAAGUAGGAGCAAAUACACUGGCAGCAAUCCUGGAGUUUCCCAAACUCAGUUUAUCAUGUCUCCAGACUUCUCAUAUGGCUGUGGUAGUGGUGCAACUUAUCACAGUCUAGCUUCAAGAGCAUUUGCUCCAGCUGGUGCCAAUGCAGUCAUGUCUCCUGCUGCAUUUGCUUCAUCUCGUAGUGUUGUAGCCGCUGGCUUUCCUAUAGAUUCUUCAUUAUAUUUGGGCACAAAUGGAGUCUGUCAGUUUAAUACUGAUGAAUUUCGGAUUAGCCGGGAUGGUUUGCCACCAUCCUCUGGAGAUGCCUUGCAGAACGUUCAAGGUUAUAAUUUUAGUCCUCAUCCAUGCUCAAGCGUGGAUAAAGGUGGUCAAUAUGACGGGAGAAGUUUGUUGAUGUGUGAAGAAGGUAAGAGGCCCUACUUAGCUGAUGGAUCAGGUGGUGCUGACGUAAUGAAUGCAUCGAAAAAACCUAAGAUUGCCCCCACUGAACAUGUGGAACCCAAGAAUCCUCAGAAGAAAGAGCUAUCACUCUUCAUGGAUGUUGAUGAUUCAAUUUCUGCAUCGGAAACUUGUUGUGGUGCUGAGGAGGAAGGUCCAGUAGAUGUAGAUUUGUCUCUGCAUCUUUAGACUUGUGUGUUUCUCUUUACAAUAAAUAAAUAGUAAUGAAGGAAAAAAGGAAUGGUCACUCUUGCCCUUCCCUCCCUCCCCUCUAAAAGGAAGAUGUUGUUUCUUUGUACUGCUGAACUAUGUACAAGUUGCAGUUUGGUUAUAUUUUAUAAAGUAAUUUAUUAGGAAUUUUCUUGUGGAUUGUGGAGUU
Molecule: messenger RNA, 1820 nt
Organism: Theobroma cacao (cacao)
Lineage: Eukaryota; Viridiplantae; Streptophyta; Magnoliopsida; Malvales; Malvaceae
Source: RefSeq, a predicted model, not a curated record